CGCCUCCACCCCGCCCGCAGCCAGCGGGACUUCCGGCGGGGCGGGCCUGGGCCUGGGGGGAGGGCAGGUGAGAUGGAGACGGAGUCGGCGCUGAGGGGAGUCCGAUGUUCUUUGUCCUUAGUGUCUUGGAACCCUGAAACAUGCCAUUAAGUGAAGACCUAUAUGGUUGUGAAGACCCCACCCACUGGAGGACAGUGUUUGAUGUCUACUGGGAUGUACUCAAAGCCAAAGGAGGCAGGCAGAAAAAACUUGCUGAGCUGGAUAAAUGGUAUCAAGAGGAGCUGCCAGUUGCUAUUGCAGGAAGGAGAGAAAAAUAUCUGACACAGGCUGAAGUGGUGAAACUGAUGGAAUGGAAACUUGCUCGGGGAAAGUUUCGUCCUCGUCUGCAGCAGCUGGUGGCCACUAACUCCAGUGAAACUGUGGAGAGCUGUACAAGGAAAGCUUUCCAGCUCCUUCCAGACGUGGCAGCUGCCAUUACUGAGCUGAGCCAGCUAAAGGCUGUGGGACCAGCCACAGCUUCAGCAAUUCUAGCUGCAGGAGCCCCAGACGCUGCGGCAUUUAUGGCAGAUGAAGCAAUGGAGUCCAUCCCCGGCCUCACCCCAAUUCAGUAUACCCUCAAGCAUUACAUCCUCUACCUGGACAAGAUCCAGCUCUGUGUCAAGAAACUAAACAAAGUGGAUACAGAGAAGGCAUGGACUCCUCAUCGUGUGGAGAUGUGUCUCUGGGCCUGGGUUGUAGCACAGAAAUUGUGUCCUUCGCUGUUGCAGACUCUCAGCUCAGGGGGAGAGAAGGCAGAUGAUGAGGCGGAUGAGGAUGUUAGACCCACAAAGAAAUGUAAAGCCAGGUGAAAACAUUAUUGGCCAGGAACCUAACAAGCGUCACUCAGUGUUUGCCUCCUGUUAUCCAAUGCACAGUUUGACUAAAUGGCAAAGCUGGACUCCUUGGGGAAAUCUAAAUAUUACCCUUUUUGGGAGUCAUUCAGGGAAUGGGUCAAAUUGAUCAGAUGUGGGAAGAAAUAAAGGGGAGCUCUUCUGUUUGAAUCACUCCCCAUUUGGAACCAAAGCUGAUCUUUCAAAUGAAGCCCUCUGCUUGGUGUGUGCAGUGAUUUUUACAAUAAUUCCUUAAUAAACUUUUGAUGGUUUUCGUAGUA
This is a messenger RNA of Gopherus flavomarginatus (Mexican gopher tortoise), 1150 nucleotides long. RefSeq lists its product as uncharacterized. The coding region runs from base 141 to 848 and encodes 235 amino acids. The record is from RefSeq and is a predicted model, not a curated record. NCBI's taxonomy places the organism in Eukaryota, Metazoa, Chordata, Testudines, Testudinidae. The transcript is spliced from 6 exons.